UCUUGCUUCCUCCUUUGCACCUAUUCACACAUUACCGGAACAUCGUAUCAGUGAGAUAACCGACCGAUUCUUUUGACAGUAUUGACGAUGCAAGAUAUCCUGCGAGUGUUUGUGGUGGCGCUGAGUCUUCUUACGUGUCCGAGGGAUGACCCCGGGGUUGAGGAAUGGGAUGAUAUCACCAUGGUGGCCGUGCAAAAGCAUGAAGAGAGGCUGCUGAGAGGAGAUCAACUGGACCACAAAAUGGCACCUGUUAGUGAGGAAAUGACACAAGCUGAGAAGAACGUGCCUCGGGAUGACGUGAAAAACGUUCUCAAGGAGCAAAAUCUGCCUGACCAGCAUGAUGCUGAAAAAGAGCAAAAGCCAGUCUUAGAAGAGGUGACUGUCACCAAACAAUAUUCAGAAGAAGACAGGGCUGAUCGGCUACAAGACUCCAGAAGUGCACAUGAGACUGUUCUGAAGACUUCACUAGUUGACCAGGAGCAAAAGAGCAAAGAUAGCCAGACCGAUGGCUCUUUUAGAGACCCAAGUGGACCGCAGGGGCAACAAGAACAGGAGGAAGAGUCACCCCUGUCACAUCUUCACACCAAGACAUCAGAAAAUGAAACUUCAGAGGCAGCCAUCGCCGACUGGGAGCGUGAUUACCUCUGGUACAUGUGGAACGCCUUCUCCAUCAUUUCCAUGAUCCGCGUGUUUAGGAACUGCUUCCGGAGAACCUCACAAAUCAAACAAGAAGAAACCAGGCCCUUCCCGGUGGUCUGCACUGCUGCUGAAGUGUCGCUGCCAGACAGUGACACUCUGCAGCGAUUUCAUUCUAAAUGUGUUCAAGUCGCAUCCGAUAAGAAGUGGAGGGAGUUCUUGGAGGGGUUUGCAAGUGAUCUAUUGGAUGCCAUGAGGACCGUCUGUGAUAGAAAUGGCGGCAUGGUGAUUGAGGACUUUCAGAUGGUGGAUGUGUGCGAUAUCAUCGUCCCCUUCAGCCCACCUGAUCCGUAUCGUUUUCAGUGUCUGCUCUGGAACAACCAGGCGAGUGAUCUGCUGCCAUACAUGCAGGUCUGUGGUCAAAUAAAGCUGGUGGAAAAUAAAGUCCAGAACGGCUGCCAAUGUCAGUCUCCUGAUGCGGAUGAUAUGGUCUGCCUGCUGCACUGUGACACUGAGAAAGCACAGGUGAGAGUGACUGAGGUUUGUGAUGGCCCUCUCUGCGUGAAGAACUCUCCAUUCCUGUCAAAAUCACAGGUUACCAGGUGGUUUCAGAGCACCAUCAAACAAGCAUGGGCACUCAUUUCACACAAGUAUGAGUUUGAACUGAGCAUUCGCUACAUUGAUGCUCCAGGUGCUGUAGUAGUUCGAUUCAGAUCAGGGAAGAAGGUCCGCUUCAGCAUGAAUCCCGUGGUUAAAUACAACGCUGAUGCUCAUUUCUUCGUUACUCCCUGCUCCCCAAACAGUUUAGAUGCUUUCUGGACGUUCUCCCUGACCAGCUACGAAGAUCGUUUCAUAGAGCACAUUUCUAAACGCCUGCCUGAAAACUCAUGCCACAGACAAACACUUGAAAUUGCAUGUUUCCUUCACAAGCGACAGACGGCACUGUCAGGGAGUUGUGACCUCAAGGAUUUUCAUUUUAAAACGGCACUAAUGCAUCUGCUUUUGACCAAAGACCCAUCACAGUGGAAACCCAGCUUCGUGGCUCGUCGGCUACGAGACUUGCUGGACUUCAUGGAGAAAAGCCUUGAGAAAAAGAUGCUGCGCCACGUUCUCAUCGGGAACCCUUUAGCUCGGAAGGUUAUUGAACUCCCUGCUGAAUUCACUCAAGCAGAGCCUGUGAAUCUCUUCCAUCCCCUUGUGGUUCACAGCUGUAUCUACAGAAAUUCUGUGAUGCAUUUCCAGGAAAUGCUUAGAAAUGCACACAUGCUGAUACAUGAUUACACUGAUUAGUGUAGUGACAGUGCCACGUGUUUCAUUUUCAAAAAAUGUUGUAAAAGUUAAGUGUUUAAGUUUUAAUCUCUUUACGCCAACAGUGUUGAGUUAUGGUCUAUUCAUUAAGCAAAGGCAUAUCAUGCAAGAGAAACAUUAAGUACAAGAUAAAGCAACUGAUUUAUUUAAAAUUUCUGAUUAUUUCCAUAUGACACUUCAAUUUAGUAAUCAUGCUCCCAGUACUUCAGGAAGUCUUCGUGCUCGGCCAAGUCUGGGUCCUCCAAACUGAAAGUGUCAGUGUCAAAGGAUUUCAUCCGGGGGUUAGCCUCUGCGUAUCCAUCCUUGCUCCACAAAUCGACAUUCCAAGAGUGGCUGGAGAUUAUAUUCCUGGAAGCUGUUGAAAUAAGACACCAUACAGCUUAAAUUUGUGGAAGAGCGGCUUGUAAGUAUUUCUGCAAGACUGCUUGAUUGUCAAGAGAUAAGCAAGCAAAGGGAUUUGCAUUGAAACCGCCUGUACAUGACAGCAAAAUGCUUCUUGAAAUGGCCGAUGCUCAUGUUAAGCCCUGGGCCAAUUUGAGGCUCAUGAAUACAGCUGCUGUAUAUCAGACAGGUUUUUCCACCCCGCGCAAGAACUAUGUAAACACAAAAAGGGAAACUUGCCUUUAGUCUGUGCCGAGGAGCAGGUGGAGUCACAGCAGGUGCACACAGAGUCAUCACCAUACAGCUCCUUCCACCUAAAACAUGAAUAAAAGGUCACCCAGUCAAAACACAGCAGGUUGCAGUCCAACUGAGUGAAGAAAAAAAAAAAGCUCCAUUUGUUUAAGCACACAUGAAGCAUUUCAACUCACUUUUUGGUAGCUGGGUCAUAAUUGCAAGCCUUUGAACUCUGCGUCGGGCUAAGUUUCUCCACAGAGACCUCGCAGUGCAUGUAGAGUUGCUGAAAGACAUCAGGUUUCAGUGUUAGCAUGCGUUCUCCAUAGAGACAGUAGAGAUUUGUCCCACUUGCUCUUGACCGUACCUGUGAAGACGACGAAGUGGGAACUGUUUGUUGGAAAGUCAAGGCGCCCACGCUGAAUUUCUGGACCAUCUUUGAGGUCCCAGUGAGGAAUUUUGACUGGUCUGUCACCUUGCCGUCAAUCAUACAGCUGCAGUUAGAGAAAACACGCAUGUUUACCUCCACAUUACCUCCCAGGUGAUCAUGGCCAUCUUACUCUGAAAUAAUGUACAUCUUACCCUUGGUUGUCAAUGACUGUAUAUUUUGGAUUUGAAUUGGAGUCUUUGGAGGCUGUUAUGAAGCACUUGUGGAUGUACAGCCUCUGACUAGAUUUUGCUGUGCCUUCAGGUUGUUUGGCCUCAAAGUACAUUGGCUGGCCCAAGAUGUAUGCUUUGGCACCUGUGAUUUCAUUCCCUGAUGCUGUGGCAAAAGUGAGCAACGUCAGUCACUGAACAAGUCAACAUACCAGUCAAACCCAGAGGGAGGAAUGUUUGUGUGGAAAUGUCUGAAUGCAGCAAUGAAUUCCAGAUGGUACUUUCAAUACAUGCAGCAUUGUAUGCACACAUAUUUUUAUGUAACUUCAAAAAAGGUAUAAAUGGUCUGUGAGCUAUGUUGCUAUUAAAAUUGUUUAAAAUGA
Messenger RNA from Chelmon rostratus (copperband butterflyfish), 3536 nucleotides. Its product is annotated as inositol 1,4,5-trisphosphate receptor-interacting protein. The transcript is spliced from 2 exons. Gene Ontology annotation, cellular component: membrane. The coding region runs from base 88 to 1926 and encodes 612 amino acids. The record is from RefSeq and is a predicted model, not a curated record. NCBI's taxonomy places the organism in Eukaryota, Metazoa, Chordata, Actinopteri, Chaetodontiformes, Chaetodontidae.